Molecule: messenger RNA, 315 nt
Organism: Alternaria viburni
Lineage: Eukaryota; Fungi; Ascomycota; Dothideomycetes; Pleosporales; Pleosporaceae
Exons: 3
Coding region: 1-315 (104 amino acids)
Source: RefSeq, a predicted model, not a curated record
AUGAAGAACAUAACCCCCCUCCUCUCCACCCUCAUAACCGCAAACCACAUCCUCUCCCACCACACCGUCCUCGACCCCUUUGGCCACAUCAGCGUCCGCAACUCCAACACAAACACCACUUUCUUCAUCGCUUUGCAAAUUGGCCCAGCGACCGUCUCCUCCCCCGCCGACAUAGGCGAAUACCACAUCGCCGACGGCACGCCCUUACCCGGUACUACGGGCGGAUAUGCGGAACGCUAUAUCCACAAUUAUGCUGGUAAUGGGAAGGGAGAUGGAGAUGGAGAUGGAGAUGGAAAGGGAAUGCUGGGCAUAUAG